Molecule: messenger RNA, 430 nt
Organism: Ambispora gerdemannii
Lineage: Eukaryota; Fungi; Glomeromycota; Glomeromycetes; Archaeosporales; Ambisporaceae
Source: the annotation of a GenBank genome assembly
AUGACUUUACCAAAGAGGAUCAUAAAGGAAACAGAACGUUUGAUACAAGAACCGGCGCCGGGUAUUAGUGCAACACCACAUGAGGAUAAUUUGCGUUACUUUGAUGUUAUUAUCGCCGGGCCUAGUCAAUCACCUUUUGAAGGUGGAGUAUUCAAAUUAGAACUAUUUCUUCCCGAUGAGUAUCCAAUGGCUCCGCCAAAGGUUCGAUUCCUCACGAAAAUAUAUCAUCCUAAUAUCGAUAAGCUAGGAAGAAUUUGUUUGGAUAUUCUGAAAGAUAAAUGGUCACCAGCCCUGCAAAUUCGUACAGUACUCUUAUCUAUACAAGCCUUAUUGUCCGCCCCGAAUCCCGAUGACCCUUUAGCAAAUGACGUGGCGCAACAUUGGAAAGAUAACGAAAAGGCUGCGAUUGCUACAGCUCGUGAAUGGACAC